Saprolegnia diclina VS20 is the source of this 729-nucleotide messenger RNA. RefSeq lists its product as hypothetical. The coding region runs from base 28 to 669 and encodes 213 amino acids. NCBI's taxonomy places the organism in Eukaryota, Oomycota, Saprolegniomycetes, Saprolegniales, Saprolegniaceae. The record is from RefSeq and is a predicted model, not a curated record. The transcript has a single exon.
GAAGCACACAGUGCAAAAAACGUCAAGAUGGCCUCCGACCUCUACCGCAUCCGAGUCGUCCGCGUCCAUCGCGGCAAGUGCAUCGUCGUUUUCCGCGUCUACUGCGUCUACUACGACUGCACGGUGCCAUCCGAUGCCUCCUUCUUCGUGCUCCUCCUCGACGACGGCCGGUUCCUCUUUCAAUCGUACGCCAACGUCGGUCCCAACAGUGGUUUUUCAAGCGCCAACGAGCCCUUUGCAAUCGCCUCCGACGGUCAAGCACUGAAUCGUGCAUGGAUGACUGCGAACGCCCACAAGUUUGUGAAGCGCGUCGAACAGACCGCGUACUCGCCGUCGACGCUCAAGACGAACCCGGCGUUCGUCUACAGCGGCUUUAAACAGGAGCGGCAGCUUGAGCAAGGCGUGUACGAAGUCGAGUAUACAGAUCCCAAGUGGAUCGAGCACUUCAAGGUCGGUCAUGUGUGGCAGACGGCCUGCUUUGACAUGCUGAGCUGCAUGCCCAUUGACUCCUCGCGCCUCAAAUCCGUGGCGACGCCCACGCCGAAAGCAACCCGCGCUGCGGCGCCGUCAUCGUCCAAGACGACAAAGAAGCCCGUGAAGAAGACAAAAACGAUCAAGGCAGGUGCCUCUACCAAGACCACCGUUGAAAAACGCAAGUCCAAGGUUUAGAUUAAACAACGUCCAUUCAUAUAAUCUACUACAUAACAUUAGCAACGGUGUUGGACGAGA